Stylonychia lemnae is the source of this 2460-nucleotide messenger RNA. NCBI's taxonomy places the organism in Eukaryota, Ciliophora, Spirotrichea, Sporadotrichida, Oxytrichidae. The record is from the annotation of a GenBank genome assembly.
AUGAUCUUUUCAGAACAAAUUUUUGUAUACUCUUGUCAGCAUGUUGCUUAGCAGCGAUUUAUCUCCUCAUUCAAUCCAACUCUCAUCUGUCCUCUUCAAAAAUACUCUACUCAACCCCACAAAGAUCCUGAGACAAGAUUUCACAUUAAGGAGGCUUUAUUCUCAAUGAUUAAGGAUCAAAGAGAGAUGCACGUCAUCAAGGCAGGUGCAACUUGUGUAGCAGCCAUUGCAGUACUUGAGAUCCCAGCUAACAUGUGGCCAGAAUUGAUACCCUAACUACAAAAUAUGGCUUAGUCUCAGGAAUUAUUGGAAAGAUUAGGCUCUUUAAUGACUCUUGGAUUUAUCUGCGAAGAUAUCGACCCCUAAGAUAUCAACCCCGAUCAGAUGAACUUUAUCUUUGGAGCUCUGCUCGAAAACGUUAUCCCAGAGGAAAGACAACUUACUGCCAUUUCAAUGAAGGCUUUCUCGAGAGCUGCUCAUCUGACAUACAGAAAUUUCAGCAGUGAAUAGCACAGAGCAUUCAUUAUGGAUAAGAUAUUCUUGGCAUCGACAGUGCAAGAUGAAGACAUAUUGCAAUCAACAAUGGAAGCUCUUAAUGAGAUUGCUAGAGAAAGCUAUGAUUUCAUUGGAGAGUAUAUUGAGAAAAUUGGAGAAUUAACAGCUAACUUAAUCAAUUCUGAAUUUGAUCUCGCUUCUAAAUUGGCCAUUGAAAUCUGGUCUACUAUUGCUGAGAUCGAAUACAAGAGACAAAAGCGCAGAAUCAAUCAUUUAGGCAUCAUUUAAAGAUACUCAAAUGCAGUAAUAAAGAUCAUCUUAACUGGAUUGGAUAAAGUUAACGAGAACUCAAUAGAUACUGGAUUGGAGGAACUACCUCCUAAUUGCUGUAUUGUUUCAGCUGGUUUAGCUUUAGAAUCUAUAGCUAGAGUGGUGGGUGACGAUUGCAUUGAAGUGGUUUCAGAAUUUUUCGGCCCUAAGCUUGGCUCUCCUAAGUGGACUGACAGAUUUGUAGCAAUCAUUGCACUUGCCUCAAUAAUCAACCCUCCUUCCACUGAUAAGCUGCCUCAGAUGAUAAGCGAGAACUAUGACUUCUUGCUUAACAUGCUUGAUGACAACAUCGAGAGAGUGAGACAAUCAGUGGCCUAUGCAUACUAUAAGUUAGCUCAGAACAUUCCAGAGGUCAUUCUUUCUAGCCAGCACACAGCUGAUUUGUUCAUUAAUAAGUCACUGAUUCAUCUCUGUGAAGACCCAGCUAUUUCUACCCUGCUUGUCGGGGGAUUAUCGAAUCUCUAUGAAACUGCUAAUCUUAAGGAUGGUCUUGGAGAGAGACUUAUUGGUUAUACUGCCAAUGUUCUAUCCAAGAUAAUUGAACUUAUUCCUCAGGAAUAAAUUCAUAAAACUAAUCAUCUCUAGAGUGUAAUUGAUGGCAUCAACACUAUUCAAGAGAGCUGUUCACUCACUCCAGAUCUAAUGCAAUAGCUCUACGAGUUCUUGACUUUCUACUUGACAGAGCUGAGUAAGUCAACUAUCCCAGCUGAGUCUUCAUUCAAGUUCUUGAACAAAGAGCAACUAGAGAAUGUCUAAAAUGGUAUUGGUGGAAUUGUCCAGAUCUUGCUAAUCAAGCUUAGAGAAGGUGUCAAUGACGAUCUAGCUAGAAACAUUCUGGCUCUCGUUGGAAACAUCAUCCAUCAACAUGGAAAGAUGAUCUCAUGCUGUUUAUUUAUCCUUCAUGGACUAAUCGUAGCAUUUGAGGAUAAAUUUGACCAGCACAUGAAUGUAGUCAAACCAUGGCUUCUCAGUGCUAUGUCCUUCUAUGAGGAUGAAAACUCAAGCAGACAGGCUUGUGGCUUGGUGAGUGACCUAGCUAAUUACUUUGAAAAGAACAUGUGCAGAUACUCUGAUGACUUCAUGUAAGCUCUCAUUGACGUUCUAGUCUCAAAUGAGCACAGUACUGAGACUAAGGAACAUGCUAUGAUUGCAGUUGGCGACAUCUGUCUAGCCAUUGAGGACAGCUUCUCUCCCUACUUCAAUAAAAGCAUGGACUGCUUAAUGAGUGCUGCCUAACUUACUGUUAUGGAAGCUAACUACUCCACAACCAAUGAAUAGAUCAACAGACUCAAAAUAGCUAUCCUUGAUGCUCUAAUAUCUAUCAUUCACGGCAUUCACAACAACAGAAUCGAUGAAGCCUUCAAAAGAUAAAUCAAAGGAUAUGCAAUGAGUAUGUUAGAUUACAUCAACAGUUUAUUGGAUAAUAUCGAUGGCAUGCCAGAAGAGUUCUUUAAGAAUGUUUACAACCUGUAUCUAGACAUAACUUAAUAUUACGGCCAUGAAAUGAGCAAUGCUAUUCGUUAAAAUCCUGCAACUAAAAGAUUGCAAGAUGGAAUUAGCCAUGUUCAGUUUGAGGGACAUGAUGAAGUCAGUGAAAGAUUUAUGACUCUAAUGAAGCAAAUAGAAGCAAAAUGA